Molecule: messenger RNA, 905 nt
Organism: Benincasa hispida (wax gourd)
Lineage: Eukaryota; Viridiplantae; Streptophyta; Magnoliopsida; Cucurbitales; Cucurbitaceae
Gene: TT5
Product: Chalcone-flavanone isomerase family protein
Biological process (GO): flavonoid biosynthetic process
Molecular function (GO): chalcone isomerase activity
Source: RefSeq, a predicted model, not a curated record
CAAAAUUUUCCACUUCACUACCGACAGAUCUCUUCAAAAUCGUGAAAGCGAGAGAUUUCACGGACGGUUUCAAUGGCGCUGGUGGCUGAUCUCGGCGGACUUCAGGUCGAGAACGUGAAAUUUCCAGCGGAAAUCAAACCUCCGGCCUCCGCUAAGACUCUAUUUCUCGGCGGCGCAGGAGUUAGGGCGUUGGAGAUCGGAGGAAAUACUGUGAAAUUUACUGCGAUCGGUGUUUACUUGGAGGAGAAAGCUGUGCCGUUGCUCGCCAGUAAAUGGAGCGGAAAGAGUGCGGCGGAGUUGAUGGAUUCCGUUGAGUUCUUCAGGGACGUUGUCACUGGCCCUUUCGAGAAGUUGACAAAUGUGACAUUAAUAUUGCCACUUACGGGUGAAGAAUACGCUGAGAAAGUGGCAGAGAAUUGUGCAGCAGCUUGGAAAUCCAUGGGAAUCUAUACUGAUGAAGGAGCUGAAGCCAUUCGAAAGUUCAUUGAUGCCUUCAAGAAUGAAAAUUUCCCUCCUUCCUCUUCUAUUCUUUUCACCCAUUUCCCUCCUAACACUUUAUCGAUUAGCUUCUCAAAAGAUGGGUGCAGUGGUGAAAAACAAGAAGAAAUGGUGAGAAAAAUAGAGAACAAGUUACUUAGUGAAUCAGUAUUGGAGUCCAUUAUUGGAAAGAAUGGAGUUUCACCAGCAGCCAGGCUUAGUUUGGCUACAAGAUUCUCCCAAUUGUUCAAUCAUUAUGAACCUAACACUCCCAAUAUUUGUAACCCUAAACAAAUCUGAACAAUUACCCCUCAUUUUCCCCUCCACUUAGUUUUUUAUUUUUAAUUUAAGAGACUUAGCAUUUUUAUGUUGCUUUUCUAUCUAAAAUAUUUUAAUAACUAAUGUCCUUUACCUCUUUUCCCUUAUUA